Messenger RNA from Amborella trichopoda, 1806 nucleotides. RefSeq lists its product as uncharacterized. Gene Ontology annotation, biological process: tRNA dihydrouridine synthesis. Gene Ontology annotation, molecular function: tRNA dihydrouridine synthase activity; flavin adenine dinucleotide binding. NCBI's taxonomy places the organism in Eukaryota, Viridiplantae, Streptophyta, Magnoliopsida, Amborellales, Amborellaceae. The record is from RefSeq and is a predicted model, not a curated record.
AGUACUUUUGGGACGAGGAUUCAAGGUGAGGCUUUAGACCUGCGUGACCGCAUCCUUUGUGAUUUAGUGGUACUUCGAAAUUACAUAAAAGGCGAUGUCUGAGGUGUUAACUAGUCGAACUCGAUUCGAUAAAUUUCAAAUUCUCUGGAGUGGUCUUGGGGUUUUGAGGCUCUCGUUUUUUCUGUCUGGCUUUUAAGCAUUUGUGACAGGAGGAAAAAAGGCUUUAUCCUUCCUGUCUCAUUUUGCAUGGCUUCUACUCUUCCCAUCUUACAAUCACACUGCUUCAUUUUCUAGAUCGAUUGAGGACCUUUGGAGACAUGAUGAAAUGUGCUGUCAAUGUAUUACUUGUUUCAUCGACCCCAAGUCAUUCUUUUGGGCUUAAAAGACACAGACGAUCUUAUAUCAUGCUAAACUGGAAGAGUUUGAAACAUGGAAUCAGUAGUAUCUCAGGAAGGAAAUAUCUUCCUCCUUGGUUCAGCGUCGCUCCGAUGAUGGACUGGACGGAUAAUCACUACAGGACGCUUGCACGACUUAUCUCAAAACAUGCAUGGCUCUAUACAGAAAUGAUUGUUGCUGAAACAAUUGUCCAUCAAAAGGAAAAUUUGGAUAGAUUCUUGGCUUUUUCCCCAUCUCAACACCCUAUCGUACUUCAAAUCGGUGGGAGUAACCUCGAAAACCUUGCAAAAGCAACUGAAUUGGCAAAUUCCUAUUCUUACGACGAAAUCAACCUCAAUUGUGGUUGCCCCAGUGGUAAAGUAGCCGGCCAUGGCUGCUUUGGAGUGCAGCUUAUGUAUAAUCCAAAGUUUGUUGGUGAGGCUAUGUCGGCAAUUGCUGCAAAUUGCAGUGUUCCUGUUAGUGUAAAAUGCCGAAUUGGGGUUGAUGAUCGUGAUACAUACGAUGAACUCUGUGAUUUUGUCUAUACGGUGGCAACUCAUUCUCCAACUAGACAUUUCAUAAUACAUUCUCGAAAGGCCCUUUUGAAAGGUCUGAGUCCUGCAGAGAAUCGGACGGUUCCUCCUUUGAAAUAUGAGUAUUUCUUUGGCCUGCUACGUGACUUCCCUGAACUUCAAUUUACAAUCAAUGGAGGCAUCACUUGCAUUGAUGAGGUUCAUGCAGCACAAUUGCAAGGAGCCCAUGGUGUGAUGGUUGGACGUGCUGCCUAUAAUAAUCCUUGGUCAACUCUGGGUCUCGUUGAUGCUGCUGUAUAUGGGAUGCCGAAUAGCUCUCUCUCGCGCCGCCAGAUUCUAAAAGAAUUUCAAGUCUAUGGCGAUUCAUUUUUGGAGAAAUAUGGACCAAAUAAGCCAAGCAUUCGGCAGGUAAUUAAGCCUUUGCUCAAUAUUUUCCAUUCCGAACCAGGCAAUGGUCUAUGGAAACGCAAAGCAGAUGCCGCCAUCCGCCGGUGCACGACUCUGAAUUCUUUUCUUGAAGAGACCCUGGAUGCCAUACCAGACCAUGUCUUGGAUGCACCUCCCUUAAACAAGAAGCCAUCAGAAUCUGAUGCCUUUGCGGGAAUACAUGAACUGCUGCCUUCUCCCUUUGGGAGGAGAGAAUUGAAGGUGUCCAAUUGCAAAAUUAUUUUUUAAAAAAUUGUUUAAGAGGCAUAGUAGAAUGGUACCCCGGACAUCAUGUUGUGGCUUCACCACCCUAACCAUCUAGGCCUUGGGCCCAUUCCUGCCCAUAACUAGUGCUUUCUAUAAAACAUGGAAAUGUAUUUUUGGGGAGUGUAAUACAGCAACAUUGUGUGAUGCAUGUAUAAAGCCCUGUGUUUUGCAAACAUGGAUUAGAAUGUGUUCAUGAUUUUGCUUU